CACGUGGAUCAGUCUGGUGUUAGAGCCUGAGCAUCAGAGAGGAGAGGAAACCAGGAGAAGAGGAGAGGGACGAGAGAAAGAGGAGAGGAUUGGGGGAGACGAGGAGGAGGACAGAGGAAAAGGGAGAGGAGCCAAGGUGUGAAAACAAAGGAAAUAACAGAGGUAGUGGAUGCCCGUUCUGUUUAACAGGACGUCAGACUGAAGCUGAAGUGGGCUGCUGUCUCGCUCUCCCUGAGUGAGUGGCAUCUUCACACAGCUGGGACCAGAGAGACUGUCUCCCCCUCUCUCUCUCUCUCACAGCACUCAGCAGCAAGGUUGGAUGUAUCACCCAGCAGAGCAGUAUUCUGGCCGUAACACCAGGGACUCCUACCCUGCUGGAGGACCUUCCAGAGGAACAUGGGCCCUCGUCAACAGUCGCCCCUGGGGCCCUCCAAAUAGAUUCAAUGGAGGAAUCAACCAAUCUCACCACCUAAACAAGAUUUAUUCAGACAGGGGGGGCAGGCCACCCUUCCAUGCCCAGGGCAGGGGCCCUCAGCAGGACCAGAGAUUAGCACCACGACCCUGGGACCAGAAGGACCAGGCUUAUGAGACCCAUGGCUGGCACCAGCCCUCCCCACGGUCAUUUCACAAUCAUGGUCGCAACCAAGGGGGCAACCAAGCAGGACCUGAAGAACCCUUCACCAGCUGGGACUCCUACAAAAACCAGCCUACCAGGUAUGGGGGUCCCCACCAGCACCAUCUGCCCAGAGACCCCCCCAGAGACCUGGGCUCCUCAGCAGAGAGGUGGGCACCUUCAGAUCGCUCCAGGGCCUUCCCGGGCAGGAUGAUGGACCAGGAACUAGGACCAUGGAAGCGCCCGGCCUCCCACCAUCACAACUACCACCGUGACCAACUUCCACACCGCUCCCCACCCUCACAGCAUCCCCCCCCUCCCAGGGAAGACUGCCCUGCCAAAAGGAGCAGGAGCUCUUGUCCUGAGCAGCCCUCUCACCGUGGAUCAAUGCAUCUACCCGGCCCAGACCAGCACCAAUCACCACCCCACUACCCCCCUUCCGAACAAGGCUUCUGGAAACAAUCAUAUGACAGACCUUGUCCUCGCACCCAUGCUGACAGGAGGAGCUUGUCUAUAGAGUUACAAGAAUCCACCAAGUCAGGAUUAGGGAGUCUCAAAUACAGAACACAUCAUUCUACCCAUUCUCCAGUUCCCCAGGACCUCUUCAAUGGUCAAGAACCCCCUCCUUCCUCCUAUGCCCACCACCCUCCUCCAGCCCAGCCCAGUGGUAACAGAAGACCCCCCCACCAUGGAUCCAGAGUGGAGGUGGAUGGCCAGUCCCAGCACCCCUCCUCACCAGCAAACCGCACCGGCGUGCCUUACAGCCAGCACCAGCAUCCCACAUCACCCCCCUCAGUACCUCAGCACAGCCCCCCAGCUCCACGCUCCCACAGACAGCAAAGGGAUCAGACCCCCUCCCAGCCCUCUGCUACAGAGCCUCCACACCGCAACAGCAACCACAGAGAUGGAUGCUGCACCACCCUGAGCUCCUCCAGCCCCUCUGGCCUCUCCAGCUCCACCACUCCUAGUAAAACUAGUGGGAAGAAAGAUCCUCCUCCCAAUCAUAGGAGCCCUGACAUUGGCACUGACACACCCCACAAACGGGGACCAAGGACACCCUCGCCCAGUCCCACACCUCCCCCUCUCUCUGCCUCCCCCACAUGGCUAGGCUCAGGCGUUCAGAGGUUAGAGAUGAAGCCUAGCAGGGCCUCAGAGCCUCAGACCCCACCCAGCUCUCCUACUGUCAACAACAACAGACCUCCUGGCAACAGGCCAGAGCUGCAGCCUCACAGACACAAACAGACAGAGAGGAAACGUAAGGAAAGGAGAGCAGAAAGAGGUGAGGAGGGAAAGAAGGAACAGAAGAGGAAGAUGGAGAGGAAGAUGGAGGAGAGGACAAGGAGAAAGGAAAAAGAAGAGAAAAGUGGGGAUGGGGUGAAGAAUAAAACCCAUGAAGGUGAAGAAGGGAGGGACAAAGUGGAAAGGAAAAAGAAAGAGGAAGAGAGGAAGACAGAGAAAAGGGAGAAGAGCCUUAGGGAUAAAAAGAUGGAAAAAGCAGAGCGGGGAUCCUCAAAGUCCCUAUGUAAAUCAUCCCUCCCUCCGUCAAUAUGUCCUUCCUCCCCUAAGUCUGGAUCUAAGGUUCCAGGGAUGCCAGGUAAGCCAGGCCAACCCUCCCAUACACCAUCCACCCCUGGCAAACACAUACACAGGGAGAAGGCCCAAGAAAGAGGUGGAAAGUCCCAUGAGCACAGCUCUCCAAAUAGCUCAGAGACAAUCCCACUUGUUGGCCCGCCUGCAGCCCGUCCCAGUCAACCCACACCCUCCCCACAUCCAUCCAAACACAAAAAGUCAGAGAGGGGAGGGACUCUGAACAAGUCAAACCCAACUCAACCCAAAUUCCCAGUCAAGGACUCACCACUACCAGCCUGUCCUCCACUCACUACCACUCACACUACCACCAACAACAACAACAUCAGCACCAACACGACCAAUAAGACCAGUAAUACCAGUCCUCAGCCCACCAGCCCUUCAACAUAUUCUAAAUGCAGCCCAGGGAGGAAGGCUGAUUUGACACCCUCCACACUCUCAUCCAAAAUCCCAGCAGCUCCCCCUAUGGCUGGGUCAGGGGGAUCCAUCCAGAUCCAGACAGAGACAUGGGGUGUUAGUCCAGAAGGCGGGGUCCUGCGGGCCCCAGAUCUCCAACCUGCGGCGGGAGUGGGCAGUGUAGAGGAGAUGGGAGACAACCCCCCUGCCAGCCCCCCUGUUCUCAGUUGGCAAGGCUCCCCAGCAUCAGCCCUGAGUGAGGAAGAGGAAGAGGAGGGAGGAGUGAUGAGGAGACCUGUCCUGCAGCCCAGCCCAACCCACGGCCCGCCCCUCUCACCCCCCCAUGGGAACUCAGAGGGGCUCAAUGAGAAGGCCGAGGGUGUCGGUGAGGGAAGGGGUGCUGAUGACCUUCGCCAUAGCGACCUGGCCAAGCUCUAUGGCUUGCCUGAUACUCCCAAUGGAGUGGAGGAAGAGGAGGACGAGGACGAGGAGGACAGUGGUGGGGACACAUCGCUCAGCUCUCUGCCUCCCCGUCGGCCACACCUUCACCAGACAGGAGUGGCUGAUGUCUUCAAGUCUUUGGCCUCAUUCCUGGGGGGCCAGAGGUACACAUAUCGCGGCGGUCCGUUUGGGCGUCCUCCUCCUAGCUCCAUGGGAGGAGUGAAGUACUCUUCAUCCCUCGCCAUGGAUCCCGAAACCAAUUGUCAGGACCAGCAGAACCCCUCCCCCACAUCCAACUCCACCACGCCCCCAAGACUCACUAGCGAAUCAUCCACUCACACUACCUCAGAUCCGCUUUCCAAACCCCGGCCUCCUUUAAACCUCGACCAACCACAGCUCUCCGUGGGGGAGCGCACAAAACAGAAGCAUGCGAGAUUGGAGGAGAUACUGAAUGAGAGAAAGAAAGAGAAGACUAAGGGUGUAGACAGUGGGGAGACGGCCGGGUCUCUGAGCGCUGAGUUUAGACUGACCACCACACACCGGCUGCCUGCCACCACCAAGGAGGAGCGGGGACAGAGGGAGGCACGCAGGCAGACAGACAGAAAGAGGGAGCCAAGCGGUGCGGAUGGAAACAGAGAUGGGGAAGGGAAGAGGAAGAGAAGAAAACAAGAUAACAGCGUCAGCAGUCAUCAGAGGAGUGGAGGAAAUGAAAAGAAGAACGUGGAAGAAAAGUGUGACAGAAAGUCAGCCUCUAUAACGCUGUCCUCAUCUACACCUCACCUCAGUCGCCUAGCCAAGCAGCACAAAGACACUAAGAAGAGCCGUCCCAUUCAGGCAAACCUUGGCCUCCAGAGCAAAGACAUCCAGGGACAGAAAGACAAGACGCACACAGGAAACACUGAGCAGGGGGCACAAUCAACAGAGAUGAAGAAUGAGAGGCGCAGUGAGCCUCAAACCAAGACGUCCACACCAGGCAGCAACCCAGACAUAUUGGCAACAGCAUCCACCACCAGCUUUAUCAACACCUCCUCCCCUUCCCCCACCCCGGCUGCCUCUGCUGCCCCAGUGAGGAGGACCCCCUGUCCCCUGGCUGCUGCUGAUUUCCUCAAGCUGAAGGCUCUGUCCAUGGGCUCUCCCAAGGAGCUGAAGAUCCGUCUGAUCAAGGUGGAGAGUGGAAACCGAGAGACGUUCAUCGCCUCCGAGGUCGAGGAGCGCAGGAUCCCACUAAAAGAGGUCAGCAUCAGACACACAGCCAGCGAGGUCGUCAGGUCCUGCAAGGGGGCGAAGGUGAACGGGAAGUUUCGGGAGUCCUAUCUGCUCCCUGCUUUCUCUGUCAAGCCUGUCCUUAGCACCAACACACCCAUCCCACGAGAGAAGCUCAACCCCCCCACACCAAGCAUCUAUUUGGAGAGUAAGAGAGAUGCCUUCUCCCCAGUCCUCCUCCAAUUCUGUACCGACCCCAAGAACCCUGUCACUGUCAUCAGAGGCCUGGCUGGAUCACUACGACUCAACCUGGGUCUGUUCUCCACUAAGUCUCUGGUGGAGGCCAAUGCAGAGCAUGCUGUGGAGGUGAGGACCCAGGUACAGCAGCCUGCUGAUGAGAACUGGGACGCUACUGGUUCAGCUCAGACCUGGCCCUGCGAGAGCAGCCGCUCACACACCACCAUCGCCAAGUACGCUGCGUACCAGGCCUCCAGCUUCCAGGAAAGCCUCCAGGAGGAGAAGGACAGUGAGGAUGAGGAUGAAGAGAAGAAGACUCUGUCUUCUGACCCAUCAACCAACACUGCAUCUGGCACCAGCAAAACCAGCCCUACUGUGGUUACUAGCAAAGCAACUCCUAGCAAAGUUGGCCCUACCCCUAUUGCUAACACACUCAGGCCGGAGGCGAAAUCAACUGGGAAAAUUAUCAAAUUCGGAACCAAUAUCGACAUCUCUGAUCCUAAGAGGUGGAAGCCCCAGCUGCAGGAGCUGCUGAAGCUACCAGCCUUCAUGCGUGUGGAGUACAAUGGAAACAUGCUGAGCCACGUGGGACACACCAUCCUGGGCAUGAACACCGUCCAGCUCUACAUGAAGGUCCCCGGCAGCCGUACACCUGGCCACCAGGAGAAUAAUAACUUCUGCUCUGUGAACAUUAACAUUGGGCCGGGAGAUUGUGAGUGGUUUGCAGUCCAUGAACACUACUGGGAGCACAUCAACAAUUUCUGUGAGAAGUAUGGAGUAGAUUACCUGACUGGGUCCUGGUGGCCUGUUCUGGAGGACCUGUACUGCUCCAACAUCCCAGUGUACCGCUUCAUCCAGAGACCAGGGGACCUGGUGUGGAUCAACGCAGGGUCCGUCCACUGGGUGCAGGCUGUGGGCUGGUGCAACAACAUCGCCUGGAACGUGGGACCUCUCAACUCAUACCAGUAUCAACUGGCUCUGGAGCGUUUUGAGUGGAAUGAGGUCAAGAAGGUCAAGUCCAUCGUUCCGAUGAUCCAUGUCACCUGGAAUGUAGCCCGCACUAUCAAGAUCACCGACCAAGAAACCUACAAGAUGGUCAAACAUUGUCUCCUACAGUCCAUUAAGCACAUUCAGAUUCUGAGAGACCAGCUGGUUGCUGCAGGGAAGAAGAUCUCUUAUCAGAGCCGUGUGAAGGACGAACCAGCCUACUACUGCAACGAGUGUGACGUGGAGGUGUUUGACCUGCUGUUUGUAACUAGUGAGUCUGGCAGCAGGAAGACCUACAUGGUGCACUGUGAGGACUGUGCCCGGACCGUGUCCAAGAGCCCCUCGCUGGCAGGAGUAGUGGUGCUGGAGCAGUACUGCAUGGAGGAGCUGAUGAGAACCUAUGACAGCAUCUGUGUGACUCCAUCACCCUGCUCCAAGUGAAGCAUCCUCCCUGUUGUCUGGCAGCCAUAACCAAAGCUCCUACUUAGUGGCAGAACAGACGUUGUCUUCAAGGAAUACUACUACUGCUAACACUUGGUGAACAGCCAACCAUGUUUACUCAGUAUUGUUUACAUCACAAUAAGAUAUCGGCCAUCAGCCAUCAGCCAAUUGAAUUCCAGCUCACUGUUGUCUUCCCCUCCUACCAGCUGCUGAUUGGACUUGAGUCUUGAGAUAGAAUGACUAGACUGGUACUACUAUUUGUUAAUUAAACAUGUCGGACAACUACAGAAAAUGUGAACAUUGUUAGCACUGGAAAUCAGGUCUUAAUUAAAACGGACACUGCUGUGAUUCAAAAGCGUCAAGUAGCCGGUAUAUGGUGCAUUAAUUCAGGUACUUUUAUGCAAAUCCAAUGGAACUUUUUUACACCAAUCUAGUUAUUCUAUGUCCAUGAAUUUACCGUAUUGCUAUGGUAACAGCAGGGGAAUUGCUUCACAAGCAAAGUAGCUGAUAGUCUCAUUGAAAUCCCAUUGUUUUGGUUUGGUUUUCUAUUCAGGUGAACUCUGACAUUUGUCAUUCCUGUCUGUAUACUCCUUGGGGUGCUAUUUCCAUUGUAUUUAUUCUGACCUAGAUAUUUCAAAAGUUUUACCAGCCUAAAGGUACACCACAUUGGCCUUGUGAACUGUAUUUAGAUGAAAGGAAAUUAGAAAAUCAAACAUGCAGGCACAACUUUCUAAAGCAUUAGGAAUAUUAAUUUAAGAAAUUGUCAAAAUUUCUCUGAAAUACGGGUUAACUAGAACUAGAGGACGAAUCUGGUUUCACUCUUGGUUGGAAAUCUGGUGUGUUUUAAUGUGAUUUUAGUUUUUUGCAUAAUAAUCCUAAAUAAUGUUUGGUAGAGAGAGAUGUGAUUGCUACAAUUCGCCCUACAGAAGAUCCCUUUUAUCUUUUUCUUUUUCUAAUGGGAUCAUUCUCCCAGUUUUUUUACCUCUUUUUUUGGUUGCUAUCUCCUUUUCUGGGUUACAGAGAAAAUGAAGAAUUGUAAAUUGUGACUUUAUUUAUACUUGUAUAUGUUUGUUUUCUUAAAUGUAUUUAUUGCAUAUUGAUGGUGCUUCUCUGGGGACACCAGAUAUUUUUAAGGUUUCCUAUUGUGGGUGGACGGGGAAGAGCAAACAGGGGGAGGUUGGAUUUUCAUGGUGCUCAACCCCCUCUUGCCUCGUCACCUCCUCAUUAACUGUGUAUAAAUGAUCUAUGAAUAGAAGUCAAUGAAUAUAACUUCAACCGACAGGAUGGUGCUUAGAACCGCGUCAUUACAAAAUUACCGGAAAACUAAUAGAAUGAUGUCUUUGUACUGUAUCUAACUGAUAAACACAAUACCUUUUUCAACUUUUUUGCAUUGUACGAAAUUCAUAAAAUUGUGAAGCAUUUGUGAUUGGCAGUAGUUGUAGUUUUAGCCACAUUUAAAUGAGACUGAUGUGUAGUGAGGUUUGGGUUCCUUCAGUGUUCUGUCCUCAUGAGUAUAAUUUCAAGGUUGUCGUCUUGCUCCUCAUCCACUGACUGUUUUUAUUUGAAGCUGUGCUGUUUUAAAACAUAAUACAAAAAUAUCUUACAUAGACCAGACCUUUCUUAAACACUCUGUGAUUUUUCUGUGACAUUAUUGUGAGUAUUAUUGAUACAAUAAAAAUGUUUUGAGAAAUGUU
Messenger RNA from Oncorhynchus keta (chum salmon), 7599 nucleotides. RefSeq names its product lysine-specific demethylase 6B-like. Gene Ontology annotation, biological process: heart development; regulation of gene expression. The record is from RefSeq and is a predicted model, not a curated record. The transcript has 20 exons. Bases 320 to 5905 code for a protein of 1861 amino acids. NCBI's taxonomy places the organism in Eukaryota, Metazoa, Chordata, Actinopteri, Salmoniformes, Salmonidae. Gene Ontology annotation, cellular component: MLL3/4 complex. Gene Ontology annotation, molecular function: chromatin DNA binding; RNA polymerase II cis-regulatory region sequence-specific DNA binding; histone H3K27me2/H3K27me3 demethylase activity.